AUGGUGAAAAGGAAAAGCUCAGAGGGCCAGGAGCAGGAGAGCGGCCGUGGCAUCCCUCUGCCCAUCCAGACCUUCCUAUGGAGGCAAACCAGUGCAUUUUUAAGACCUAAACUGGGGAAACAAUAUGAAGCUUCCUGUGUGUCUUUUGAAAGAGUUUUAGUAGAGAACAAGCUGCAUGGCCUUUCUCCAGCUCUCUCUGAAGCUAUCCAGAGCAUUUCUCGCUGGGAACUUGUCCAAGCUGCGCUCCCACAUGUGCUGCACUGCACCGCAACAUUGCUCUCCAACCGAAACAAGCUAGGACAUCAGGAUAAGCUUGGAGUAGCUGAAACAAAGCUUCUUCACACUCUUCACUGGAUGCUGCUGGAGGCCCCUCAGGACUGCAGCAAUGACCGAUUCGGAGGAGACAGAGGCUCUAGUUGGGGAGGGAGCAGUAGCGCCUUUAUCCAUCAGGCUGAAAACCAGGGAUCACCAGGACAUCCCCGGCCCAGCGCCACAAAUGAUGAUGAGGAGAAUAACAGAAGGAAGUUCUUCCAGAACUCCAUGGCCACAGUGGAGCUCUUUGUGUUCCUUUUUGCUCCCCUUGUCCACAGGAUUAAAGAGUCUGACCUGACAUUUCGGUUGGCCAGUGGCCUUGUUAUUUGGCAGCCUAUGUGGGAACACAGGCAGCCUGAAGUUUCUGCCUUCAACGCCCUUGUAAAACCUAUCAGGAACAUAGUUACAGCUAAGAGAAGCUCUCCCACCAACAAUCAGAGUGUGACUUGUGAAUCCCCUAAUCUGGACAGUGGACAUAGCGAGGGACUACAAGUGGUCUGUGAGACAACCCAGCCAGAUUCUGUACCUCCAAAGGCCACUGUUUCAGCAUGUCAUCAUGGAAAUUCCUUGGAUGGAAGCGUAUCCUCCCAAACCUCUCAGGAGAGAGGUACCGCACAUCCCAGGGUGUCCUUGGUGAUCCCACCAUGCCAGAAGUCUCGCUAUGCCACAUACUUUGAUGUGGCAGUGCUGCGCUGCCUGCUGCAGCCACAUUGGUCCGAGGAGGGCACACAGUGGUCACUAAUGUACUACCUGCAGAGGCUGAGGCAUAUGCUACAGGAAAAGCCGGAGAAACCACCUGAGCCAGAGAUCACCCCUUUACCAAGACCUCGCAGCAGCUCCAUGGUGGCUGCUGCACCCUCUCUGGUGAAUACCCACAAAACUCAGGAUCUUACAAUGAAAUGUAAUGAGGAAGAAAAAUCACUUAGCACAGAGGCAUUUUCCAAGGUUUCACUGACCAACUUGCGUAGACCAGCAGUUCCAGAUCUCUCCACAGACCUGGGGAUGAACAUCUUCAAAAAGUUUAAGAGCCGCAAAGAGGACAGGGAGCGUGAGCGCAAAGGGUCAAUUCCUUUCCACCAUACUGGGAAGAAGCGGCAACGAAGGAUAGGGGUGCCCUUCCUCCCCCAUGAGGAUCAUUUGGAUGUCUCGCCCACUCGCAGCACUUUCUCCUUUGGCAGUUUCUCUGGAAUCGGAGAGGACCGGCGUGGCAUUGAGAGAGGAGGAUGGCAAACCACCAUAUUAGGAAAGUUUACCAGACGGGGGAGCUCUGACACAGCAACAGAGAUGGAGAGCCUGAGCGCUAGGCAUUCACACUCUCAUCACACUCUGGUCUCUGAUCUGCCGGACCACUCAAACAGCCAUGGAGAGAACACAGUCAAAGAAGUGCGGUCCCAGAUCUCCACCAUCACUGUGGCCACCUUCAACACUACCCUGGCCUCAUUCAAUGUGGGCUACGCCGAUUUCUUCAGUGAGCACAUGAGGAAGCUUUGCAACCAGGUGCCUAUCCCUGAGAUGCCCCAUGAGCCGCUUGCAUGUGCCAACCUCCCACGGAGCCUGACAGACUCCUGCAUCAAUUACAGUUGCUUGGAGGAUACGGAUCACAUUGAUGGAACCAACAACUUUGUCCACAAGAACGGCAUGCUGGAUCUCUCGGUGGUCCUGAAGGCUGUUUACUUGGUUCUGAACCAUGACAUCAGUUCCCGGAUUUGCGAUGUGGCACUGAACAUUGUGGAGUGCUUACUUCAGCUUGGUGUGGUGCCCUGUGUAGAGAAGGUUCGGAGGAAGAGUGAGAACAAAGAAAAUGAGGCCCCUGAAAAGAGACCAAGUGAAGGAUCCUUCCAGCUCAAAGGGGCUGCUUCUGGUGGUUCAGCUUGUGGAUUUGGGCCUCCCCCAGUUAGUGGAGCUGGAGAUGGAGGAGAAGAAGGAGGUGGUGGAAGUGGUGGAGGAGGUGGAGGUGGAAGUGAUGGAGGUGGAGGAGGAGGAGGAGGGCCAUAUGAGAAGAAUGACAAAAAACAAGAAAAGGAUGAAGGCCCAUCUGUCAGCACCCAUAGGCUGGCACUCACAAUGCUGAUCAAAAUUGUGAAGUCCCUGGGUUGUGCCUAUGGUUGCGGAGAAGGACACCGAGGGCUCUCUGGAGAUCGCCUGAGACACCAGGUAUUCCGGGAGAAUGCUCAGAACUGCCUCACAAAGCUGUACAAACUGGAUAAGAUGCAGUUCCGGCAGACCAUGAGGGAUUAUGUGAACAGGGAUUCUCUCAAUAAUGUGGUGGAUUUCCUGCAUGCUUUACUGGGAUUCUGCAUGGAGCCAGUCACUGACAACAAGGCUGGAUUUGGGAAUAACUUCACCACAGUGGACAACAAGUCUACAGCCCAGAGUGUAGAAGGUAUUAUUGUGAGUGCCAUGUUCAAGUCAUUAAUCACUCGCUGUGCUUCCACUACACAUGAGUUGCACAGCCCAGAGAACCUGGGCUUGUACUGCGAUAUCCGACAGCUGGUCCAGUUUAUCAAGGAGGCUCAUGGGAAUGUCUUUCGGAGAGUGGCACUCAGUGCCCUCUUAGACAGCGCUGAAAAGUUAAUACCAGGGAAAAAAACAGAGGAAACAGAGCAAGAGCCGAAACCUUCUGGGAGCAAAAGAUCCGAGGUGGGAAGCGUCAUCAUUGACAAAGGCCAGGCAUCAGCUGCCCCUGACGAAUGCCGUAGUUACAUCUCAAGCCGCCCAAUGCAAACUCCAGAACAUGAUGAGCAAAUCCAAGGGGCCGUUCUGGGACGCAAGGACUUCUGGCGAAAGAUGUUCAAGUCACAGAGUGCAGCGAGUGAUACCAGUAGUCAGUCUGAGCAGGACACAUCCGAGUGCACCACUGCUCACUCUGGGACCACCACAGACAGGCGUUCCCGCUCCCGUUCCCGACGAAUCUCCCUUCGAAAGAAACUCAAACUCCCCAUAGGUAAAUGGAACUGGCUGAAGCGCUCCUCCCUCUCUGGCCUGGCUGACGGGGUGGAAGAUCUCCUAGAUAUCAGCUCUGUCGACCGUCUGUCUUUCAUCAGGCAGAGUUCCAAGGUGAAGUUUACCAGCGCGGUGAAGCUGUCAGAAGGAGGGGGGCCAGGAGGUGGCCUGGACAAUGGGCGAGAUGAAGAGGAGAAUUUCUUCAAGCGUCUUGGUUGCCAUAGCUUUGAUGAUCACUUGACCUCCAACCAAGAAGGAGGAAAAUCCAAGAACGUUGUGAACCUGGGAGCAAUCCGCCAAGGCAUGAAGCGCUUUCAGUUUCUCCUGAACUGCUGUGAACCAGGCACUAUCCCCGAUGCCUCCAUUUUGGCAGCAGCCCUAGAUCUUGAAGCUCCUGUAGUGGCAAGAGCAGCCCUGUUCCUCGAGUGUGCACGCUUCGUUCACCGCUGUAAUCGCGGCAACUGGCCUGAGUGGAUGAAGGGCCACCAUGUGAACAUUACUAAGAAAGGCCUGUCUCGUGGGCGUUCUCCUAUCGUGGGCAACAAAAGGAACCAGAAGCUGCAGUGGAAUGCAGCUAAGCUCUUCUACCAGUGGGGAGAUGCAAUCGGUGUCCGCCUCAACGAGCUGUGCCAUGCUGAGAGUGAGAGCCCUGCCAACCUGCUGGGCCUCAUUUAUGAUGAGGAGACCAAGAGGCGCCUGAGAAAGGAGGAUGAGGAAGAAGACUUUUUAGAUGACAGCACUGUGAAUCCUACCAAAUGUAUUUGUCCUUUUGCACUGAAAAUGGCAGCCUGUCAGCUUCUCCUUCAGCUAGUUACAUUUUGGCGUGGCUCAGCGUCCUGCAAGCCCAAAGAGCAGUUGGAUUAGAAAGUGGAUCUGGAGAGCUGCAGGCUGCGUCUGGACCCUGAGAUGGACCGGCACAGGUAUGAAAGAAAGAUCAGCUUUGCUGGGGUUCUGGAUGAAAAUGAAGAUUCAAAGGAUUCCCUGCACAGCAGCAGCCACACCCUCAAAUCUGAGGCUGGCUUCGAGGAGAAAAAAGAAGGGAGCCCUUGGAGCGCGAGCGAACCUAGCAUUGAGCCCGAGGUGCUGAGCAACACAGGCACGGAGGAGAACUAUCAUCGGAACAUGUCGUGGCUGCACGUUAUGAUCCUAUUAUGCAACCAGCAAAGUUUCAUAUGUACCCACAUUGACUACUGUCACCCACACUGCUACCUCCAUCACAGCCGGUCCUGUGCUCGCCUGGUCCGGGCCAUCAAACUCCUGUAUGGAGACACAGUGGACUCUCUGCGAGAAAACAGCACAUUGAACAGUGUGGCAAGAGGCAAAAAGCAAAAGGAAUGCUCAGACAAGUCAUGCUUGAGAACUCCCUCUCUAAAAAAGAGAGUGAUUGAUAUCAACUUGGAAGGGAAGAAGGACUCUGGAAUGUUAAAAUACAUCAGGCACCAGGUAAUGAGCCUCUCCCCUGCACCUUUGUCACUGCUAAUCAAGGCAGCUCCUAUCCUCACGGAAGAGAUGUAUGGGGACAUCCAGCCAGCAGCGUGGGAGCUCCUGCUCAGUGUGGAUGAGCACAUGGCUGGAGCAGCAGCUGCCAUGUUCCUGCUGUGUGCUGUGAAAGUGCCAGAGGCCGUUUCUGACAUGCUGAUGUCCGAAUUUCAUCACCCAGAGACAGUGCAAAGACUGAAUGCCAUUCUCAAAUUUCACACACUCUGGAGGUUUAGGUAUCAAGUCUGGCCAAGGAUGGAAGAGGGAGCACAGCAGAUCUUUAAGAUCCCUCCUCCAAGUAUAAACUUCACUCUGCCUUCUCCUGUCCUGGGAAUGCCAUCUGUGCCAAUGUUUGACCCCCCCUGGGUCCCUCAGUGCAGCGGGAGUGUGCAAGAUCCUAUAAAUGAAGACCAGUCGAAGUCAUUUUCAGCCAGAGCUGUGUCACGUUCCCAUCAGCGAGCAGAGCACAUCCUGAAGAACCUGCAGCAGGAGGAAGAGAAGAAGCGCCUAGGCCGGGAAGCCAGUCUCAUCACUGCCAUCCCCAUCACUCAGGAGGCCUGCUAUGAGCCAACCUGCACACCAAGCUCAGAGCAGGAAGAAGAAGUAGAAGAAGUUGCCAACCUGGCCUCCCGCCGUCUCUCUGUGAGUCCUUCCUGCACCUCCAGUACAUCUCAUAGGAACUAUUCUUUCCGCCGUGGCUCUGUCUGGUCAGUGCGGUCAGCAGUCAGUGCAGAAGAUGAAGAACACACUACAGAGCAUACUCCAAACCAUCAUGUGCCACAACCACCUCAAGCUGUGUUUCCAGCAUGCAUCUGUGCAGCAGUGCUCCCCAUUGUCCAUUUGAUGGAAGAUGGAGAAGUCCGGGAGGAUGGAGUAGCUGUAAGCGCUGUUGCUCAGCAAGUCCUGUGGAACUGCUUAAUUGAAGACCCCUCCACAGUUUUGCGCCAUUUCCUUGAGAAGCUCACAAUCAGCAACCGACAGGAUGAGCUGAUGUAUAUGUUAAGGAAGCUUUUGUUGAACAUCGGAGACUUCCCUGCCCAGACAUCUCACAUCCUCUUUAACUAUUUGGUAGGACUGAUCAUGUAUUUUGUACGCACGCCGUGUGAAUGGGGCAUGGAUGCCAUUUCUGCCACACUUACCUUCCUUUGGGAAGUGGUUGGUUAUGUAGAAGGACUGUUCUUCAAGGAUCUCAAACAGACUAUGAAGAAGGAACAAUGUGAAGUGAAGCUGCUGGUGACUGCCUCAAUGCCAGGCACAAAGACUCUUGUCGUGCAUGGACAGAAUGAGUGUGACAUCCCAACUCAGUUACCAGUCCAUGAGGAUACACAGUUUGAGGCUCUUCUGAAGGAGUGUUUGGAGUUUUUUAAUAUACCUGAAACACAGUCUUCUCAUUACUUUUUAAUGGAUAAGCGAUGGAAUCUUAUUCAUUACAACAAGACCUAUGUUCGUGACAUUUAUCCUUUCCGGAGGUCAGUUUCUCCCCAGCUCAACCUGGUGCAGAUGCAUCCAGAAAAAGGUCAAGAGCUCAUUCAGAAGCAGGUGUUCACCCGCAAGCUAGAAGAGGUGGGGCGGGUGUUGUUCCUCAUAUCGCUGACACAGAAAAUCCCUACUGCCCACAAGCAGUCCCAUGUAUCUAUGCUCCAGGAAGAUCUCCUCCGCUUGCCUUCAUUUCCCCGAAGUGCCAUUGAUGCCGAGUUCUCACUCUUCAGUGAUCCCCAAGCUGGGAAAGAGCUCUUUGGUCUGGACACUCUUCAGAAAAGCUUGUGGAUUAAGCUGCUGGAGGAGAUGUUCCUUGGCAUGCCCAGCGAGUUCCCCUGGGGGGAUGAGAUCAUGCUGUUCUUGAAUGUCUUCAAUGGUGCCCUGAUCCUGCACCCUGAGGACAGUGCCUUGUUGAGGCAGUACGCUGCCACAGUCAUCAACACAGCUGUGCACUUUAACCACCUCUUCUCCCUCAGCGGGUACCAGUGGGUCCUCCCCAGCAUGUUGCAGGUAUACGCUGACUAUGAAAGCAACCCCCAGUUACGCCAAGCGAUUGAGUUUGCGUGCCGCCAGUUCUACAUUCUGCAUCGCAAGCCCUUUAUUCUGCAGCUGUUUGCAAGUGUGGCCCCUCUCCUGGAGUUCCCUGAUGCUACAAACAAUGGAACCAGCAAAGGAGUGUCAGCUCAGUGCCUGUUUGACCUGCUGCAGUCUUUAGAGGGAGAUACUCCAGACAUUUUGGACAUCUUAGAGCUGGUGAAAGCAGAAAAGCCUCUCAAGUCAUUAGACUUCUGCUAUGGGAAUGAAGACUUGACCUUUUCGAUCAGUGAAGCCAUCAAGCUAUGUGUGACAGUGGUGGCCUAUGCUCCUGAAUCAUUCAGAAGUCUCCAGAUGCUGAUGGUCUUGGAAGCGCUAGUUCCCUGUUACUUGCAGAAACUGAAGCGACAGACCUCUCAAGUGGAGACUGUGACAGCAGCUCGUGAGGAGAUUGCUGCUAUGGCUGCCCUUGCCACCUCUUUGCAGGCCCUCUUGUACAGUGUAGAAGUUCUCACCAGGCCUAUGACAGCCCCACAGAUGAGUCGAUGUGACCAAGGCCAUAAAGGGGCCACGACAGCUAACCACACCAUGUCAGCAGGUGUGAACACCAGGUACCCAGAACAGGGAGCCAAACUACACUUUAUCAGGGAGAACCUUCACUUACUGGAGGAGGGCCAGGGUCUUCCCCGAGAGGAGCUGGAUGAACGAAUUGCCAGAGAGGAGUUCAGGAGACCGCGGGAGUCAUUGCUGAAUAUCUGCACAGAGUUUUACAAGCACUGUGGUCCAAGGCUGAAGAUUUUGCAGAAUCUGGCUGGUGAGCCCCGAGUGACUUCUCUGGAGCUGCUGGAUGUGAAGUCCCACAUGAGAUUGGCAGAAAUCGCACAUUCCCUGCUGAAGCUGGCACCUUAUGACACACAGACGAUGGAAAGCCGAGGUCUCCGGCGCUACAUCAUGGAGAUGCUGCCCAUCACUGACUGGACAGCUGAGGCGGUGAGACCUGCCCUUAUCCUCAUCUUAAAGAGAUUGGAUCGUAUGUUCAAUAAAAUUCACAAGAUGCCUACUUUGAGGCGCCAGGUUGAGUGGGAGCCUGCCAGCAAUUUGAUUGAAGGGGUUUGUUUGACACUUCAGAGGCAGCCAAUCAUAUCCUUCCUGCCUCACCUUAGGUCUCUGAUCAAUGUGUGUGUCAAUCUGGUGAUGGGAGUGGUAGGACCCUCCAGUGUGGCUGACGGAUUACCCCUUCUUCAUCUCAGCCCUUAUCUCUCGCCACCUCUGCCCUUCAGCACAGCUGUUGUCCGGCUUGUAGCAUUGCAGAUACAGGCUUUGAAAGAAGAUUUCCCCCUAAGCCAUGUCGUCUCCCCAUUCACCAAUCAGGAAAGAAGGGAAGGAAUGCUUUUAAACCUACUGAUUCCAUUUGUGCUCACAGUAGGAUCUGGAAGCAAAGACAGCCCCUGGCUGGAGCAGCCUGAGGUCCUGCUGCUGCUCCAGACUGUUAUCAAUAUCCUCCUGCCACCUCGCAUCAUCAGCACUUCCCGCAGCAAGAAUUUUAUGCUGGAGAGCUCCCCUGCCCAUUGCUCCACCCCAGGGGAUGCGGGGAAGGACCUGCGUCGGGAAGGGCUCGCAGAGUCCACCAGCCAGGCUGCCUACCUGGCCCUGAAGGUGAUCCUUGUUUGCUUUGAACGCCAACUGGACAGCCAGUGGUACUGGCUGAGCCUGCAAGUCAAAGAGAUGGCACUGCGGAAGGUGGGAGGGCUGGCCCUGUGGGAUUUCCUCGACUUUAUCGUACGAACACGGAUCCCUAUCUUUGUGCUCCUUCGGCCCUUCAUCCAGUGCAAGCUGCUGGCCCAGCCGGCUGAGAACCACGAGGAGCUGACUGCUCGACAGCACAUUGCCGACCAGCUGGAGAGACGGUUCAUACCGCGCCCGCUCUGCAAGAGCUCCCUUAUUGCUGAAUUCAAUAACGAACUGAAGAUCCUGAAGGAGGCAGUGCACAGCGGGUCUGCUUACCAAGGGAAGACAUCUGUCAGCACCGUGGGCACCUCCACCUCCGCUUACCGCCUGAGCCUGGCCACUAUGUCCCGCUCCAACACCGGCACUGGCACGGUCUGGGAGCAGGACAGCGAGCCUUCCCAGCAGGCCUCGCAGGACACGCUGAGUCGCACAGAUGAGGAGGAUGAAGAAAAUGACUCCUUGAGCAUGCCCAGUGUGGUAAGUGAACAAGAAGCAUACCUUAUGGGUGCCAUUGGGAGGAGGCGGUUCUCCAGCCAUCUCUCCAGCGUGUCUGCACCUCAGGCUGAGGUGGGCAUGUUACCCAGCCAAAGUGAACCUAAUGUCCUCGAUGACUCCCCGAGCCUGGCCACUGAGGGCAGCCUCUCUAGGGUGGCAAGCGUGCAGAGCGAGCCAGGACAGCAGAACCUUCUUCUGCAGCAGCCCCUGGGGCGGAAGAGAGGCCUACGGCAGCUUCGACGACCACUGCUGUCACGUCAGAAAACUCAAACCGAACCUCGUAGCCGUCAUGGAGCUAGACUUUCAACCACGCGGCGGAGCAUCCAGCCAAAACCAAAACCUAGCGCGGAGCAGAAGCGGUCAGUGACUUUCACUGAAGCCCAGCCUGAGGCAACAACAGCCUCCCCAGGGGACCCGUCGGCUCCAGCAGCCCAGCAGCAGGGCUGCAGCCACAGCAGCCCCCAGGCGACCAGCAAGCAGGAACCGCUAAGUAAACCUGUGCUGACUUCCUCACCUGCCAUCAUUGUAGCUGAUCUCCAUAGCCAGACCACUGGCCAGAGCGAGGCACUGUCUGCUGAGAAGGAAAAGGAAAAAGAGGAGGGCUUGGAGUCCCGGCCAACAACAGCACAAAGCACCCCACCCACACAGCUCUCUGACACCGAGGACUACGCUGGCCUCGAGACCACCAGCUUGCUGCAGCAUGGGGACACUGUCCUUCACAUCAGUGAGGACAAUGGGAUGGAGAACCCCUUGCUGGCCACUCACUUCAGCUUCACACACGUGGAGCUUGGGGAGACUGACGUCGAUCUAGAUGAAUCUCAUGUUUAA
Molecule: messenger RNA, 9798 nt
Organism: Pygoscelis adeliae (Adelie penguin)
Lineage: Eukaryota; Metazoa; Chordata; Aves; Sphenisciformes; Spheniscidae
Gene: UNC80
Product: unc-80 homolog (C. elegans)
Exons: 66
Biological process (GO): monoatomic cation homeostasis
Cellular component (GO): axon; cation channel complex
Molecular function (GO): monoatomic cation channel activity
Source: RefSeq, a predicted model, not a curated record